Aspergillus eucalypticola CBS 122712 is the source of this 2355-nucleotide messenger RNA. RefSeq lists its product as uncharacterized. The record is from RefSeq and is a predicted model, not a curated record. Bases 1 to 2355 code for a protein of 784 amino acids. Lineage: Eukaryota; Fungi; Ascomycota; Eurotiomycetes; Eurotiales; Aspergillaceae. The transcript has 8 exons.
AUGAUUCGGGGGAAAUCCAGAUUUACGAAAUACAUUGUCGCUGCAUUCGCCAGUUAUAUUAUCCUCACUCUUUUCUUCAGUGGUACGGGGGAAAAGUAUUGGAAACAGGACUGGGUGAAGAUCGCGCGGUCCACGUUAGAGGAUCGGGCGCUGGAACAUAUUCAAAAUGAGACGCUUGGGUUUGAACACAUUUACGCCAUUGGGCUGAAAGAACGAACAGAUAAGCGCGAUUUCCUCAACCUCGCUGCGUCGAUAGCCGGGUUUCGGGUCGAAUGGGUAGAUGGGGUACAUCCAGAGGAUAUGAGCGAGAAGGCUCUGCUCAACGAUAAUCUAUUAACACCAUCCGAGAUAGGAUGCUGGCGCGCUCAUAUGAACGCUUUGAGCAAUAUGGUCCAGAAUGCCUACUCAACAGCGCUUAUCCUUGAAGACGACGCAGACUGGGACGUUAGCAUUAGGCAGCAACUUCGCGAAUUCGCUCGAGGCGUGCGCGCGUUAACCAGAAAUGCUAAUACGACCAAGAGCGCUCCAUACGGCACCAACUGGGACAUCCUCUGGGUGGGCGGAUGCGCUUCAUCUGCCGCUCCCAACGAGACGCAAUUCUAUGCCAUCCCAAAUGACCCAACUGCCCCCAGUGUCGAUCACCGUGGUACGUGGGGCGGCCCCCUCGACUCAUGGAAGGAGAUUUAUCCUGAGACGUCUACUCGUUUCAUUUAUCGGGCUGAUAUGGGCUGCUGCACCUAUGGGUACGCGGUGACCAAGCGAGGCGCAGAGAGAAUCCUAGCAGCCUUAGCAAUCGAUCGGCUCGUGGCUGCAGUGGAUAACUCUAUGGCUGAUAUGUGUGGUGGUAAGGAUGGCCGUUCGCAGAUCGAGUGUUACGCGCCGUUCCCCAACAUCAUCGGGACGUACAAAGCGGCCGGUCUUGCGUCAAAAGAUUCGGACAUCCGUGAAGGCAGCGACGAGUGGCACGAGGCACAGGCUUGGAACCUCAUGUACAGCACUCGACUGAAUAUUCAUCGACUGGUGGCUGGUAGGGAUACUGUUUAUGCCCAGUAUGAUGAGGGUUUUCCUUGGUCGCGGCGCGUGUUAAAUUGGAAGGAGUUCGAGUACCCGAGGGGUUAUCUAAACCCCAAGCUCAAUUCCCGCGAAAUUCAGAGUCUAAGCAUACAAAGUCUGGUCCCUGACGGAAACAGGAACCGCCACCCCUCUCCCAAGGUUUACAGGAGCCGUACAAUCCCACAUUCCAGUGCCCGCAACCAUCCCUAUCUUACUUCCGUUUCCGGCUUCGAUCCAGGUUCCCCGCCCCCCUGGCGCACAUCACGAGUACGAGAAGUAACUAUAAAGUGUAACAUUGAGGACGAUGAGUGCAAGGGUUUAUUGACUUCGAUAAGCUGCACUCCUGCAAGCCCACCACCACCACCAUCAUCGGACGAUGUGAAGCUGGAGCUGGGAUAUUAUUCAUAUGAGGACGAAAAGAGGCCUGGGGUGUUGUCUGAGGAGCCGGAAAAGCAGAUAGGGAGUAUCGGACUUCUUGUAUGGAUGACAAUUAAUAUUGUCGCGACUGUUGCUAUUGUCUUCACUAACAAAUCCAUCCUCUCCAAUGCAUCUUUCCACAACUCACAAGUAUCCUUCGCCGCCUACCAUUUCACCAUCACCGGACUCACACUAUGGCUAGCAUCGCGGCCAUUCUGCGGCUGGUUCGAACCCAAGCACGUAUCGCCCUAUCGAAUCCUCCACCUUGUUGCGGCUAUGUGCAUCCAGGUCAUUUUUCAGAACCUGGCUUUGGCCUACUCGUCGGUUAUCUUUCACCAGCUGGCGCGGCUGCUCCUUACACCUGCUACGGCGUUGUUAAAUUUUGUGCUGUUCCAGUCCAGCAUCCCCAGAUCGGCGUUCCUUCCCCUGGUCCUGCUCUGCACGGGAGUUGGCAUUGUCUCGUACUUUGAUUCACUACCGUCCGCGAAAGGCAACGAUACUACGACACCAGAGGGUAUUUUCUUCGCUUUGUCGGGUGUGUGCGCUAGUGCAUUGUAUACGGUCUUGGUGGGCCGGUAUCAUAAGAAGCUGGAGAUGAGUAGUAUGCAGCUUCUACUCAAUCAGGCCCCUGUCAGCGCGGCUGUCCUGCUGUGUGUUGUUCCGUGGAUGGAGACGUUUCCGGAGGUUGCGACUGUCCCUGGGUCGUUGUGGACUUCGAUACUUGCGUUCUAUAUAAUUGAUGCUGCUGGGCCGGUUACAAGCACGGUGAUCGGACAGCUCAAGACGUGCAUCAUUGUAGGGUUGGGAUGGGUGCUGAGUGAUCAUGAGAUUCUGCGGCAGAGUGUCGCGGGUAUUUUGAUGGCUUUGGCGGGAAUGAGCUUGUAA